AUGGUUUUCAUCCAGGACAUAAUUGAUUCGUAUUGCAUGAAACUGGUUAUUGAUUUCAAGUCACCCAAGAUGAAUAACUUUCGCAGCUUAUUUAACUAUGACGUCAAUAUUUGCGAAAUUUUGGGCGUGAAAGGAAAUCCAGGGCUAAAUCUAUUGUCAACUUGGAUGCAAAAUACUUACAAGCAUAACACUAUGCCAAGUUCAUGUUCAAUUCGGCAGGGCUCCUAUGGCUUGCAAGAUUUCAAAGUGGAUAAAAACAGCAUUCCAGCUUUUGCCAUGAAUGGCAUGUAUCGCAUAAAAGUUGGUAAUUUCAUAAAAGGCUCUACUGACAAUAUCAAUCUGUUAAAUUUAACUUUAAUUGUUGAAGUAAAAACGAAAUGA
Molecule: messenger RNA, 381 nt
Organism: Stomoxys calcitrans (stable fly)
Lineage: Eukaryota; Metazoa; Arthropoda; Insecta; Diptera; Muscidae
Exons: 2
Coding region: 1-381 (126 amino acids)
Source: RefSeq, a predicted model, not a curated record